UCUGUUACGUUAUUUGUAGUGUUGGUAGCGGUAAUUCAAAGUCAUUUUAAGCAGGGGAGCUUUAUAAAGCUUCACUCUGAGUGAAACUGUUAAAAUAAAUAUUCUCCCAGUUGAGUGUCUUUGAAUCACCACUCAUUGACUCAGGUCAUUGUCUACCAUCGUUUAUAGUGGUCUGUGGAAGUGGAGAAACCUAUUUGGAGAUGUGAAUGAAAGAAGAAAGAGGGGGCUUUAUCUAACCAUGUUAAAGAGGCCCUCAGUUAGAGGCUGAAAUAUACAACUCCCUCUUUAUUUCUUGUUUUAUUUUAGUUUCCAGUUAGGUUUCUCACUUUCUGGUGUUUUAUAUUUAUAGCAGGCAGAUUGUGUGAGUGUCACUUUCCUCAGGAGAAUGGAGAUGCCAGUGGCAGGACUCUGAAGCGAGAGAACCCACACAAGUACCUGCUUUAUAAGCCUACCUUCUCUCAGUUGAUGGUUUUCCUAGCAUCAGGCUUCAAGGAGCUGCCUGCCAAUGGUGCCAUGUUGUUGUACAUCUCUGCUGAUGGGGCAUUCACCAACUCAAAACACCCUCAGGAUCCUGGCUACGAUUAUGGAGGCGUGGUAACGAAUAGUAAGAGAGAUCCCGAGCACACUAACAAACGUGCGCUGCAACUCAAGGAUAUGCAUUGCUUCUACCCUGGCGACCUCUAUGCCUUUACUCGCAAGCCUCUCUUCAUUGUGGUCGACUCGGAUAACUCGCCAGUAUUUGCAAACAUGCCUCACUAUUUUGGCCAGCCUCUAGUUGUACUUAUGUCUGCACAGGACAUUCCGCCACAGUUCCAUGAUCAGCACCAUCGAGGGAACUUGUUCACACUGUUCCUGCACUCUCCAUUAAUGGGCAUGUGUUUAGUAAGCUCAUUAUGUGACGUUCCAAUGAAUUUGUGGGAGAAGUGUCAGACUCUAGUUGACAGAUUCAUCUCAGAAGCCUCCAGACUAGUCACUCGAGGAAGAAAUGUUGAUCCAUCUUUUCUUCAGUUUUUUGGUGACGACUUCCUAAGACUGUUGACGCUGAGGUUUAUUUUCUGCUCUACUGUUUUAAGAGCACACAGAGCUUUUAAGCAAGCCAGUGAAGGAGAAAGCAGUGAUGAAAAUGAGGAAGAUGUAGCAGUCUAAAUUAAGUUAAUUAUGCUUCUUAAAAAGCAUUUUUGAAAAUAUGAAUAUAUUGUUUGGUUUAUAUAAAUUAGAUUCAUUUAUAACCAUUAGAACUAUUGUAUCACUAUGAUAAAUUUCUUUAAUGUUAAGUAGUCAGUAAGCCAUUAAAUUAAGUCGGCCCAUAAUGCCUAAGCAUAAUAGCUCUCUCUGCACUGCAACCCAUAAUUGUAAAUGCA
Molecule: messenger RNA, 1361 nt
Organism: Cherax quadricarinatus
Lineage: Eukaryota; Metazoa; Arthropoda; Malacostraca; Decapoda; Parastacidae
Source: RefSeq, a predicted model, not a curated record